Octopus bimaculoides (California two-spot octopus) is the source of this 2278-nucleotide messenger RNA. RefSeq names its product DNA replication licensing factor mcm5-A. The record is from RefSeq and is a predicted model, not a curated record. Gene Ontology annotation, cellular component: nucleus; MCM complex. Gene Ontology annotation, biological process: DNA replication initiation; double-strand break repair via break-induced replication; DNA replication. Gene Ontology annotation, molecular function: single-stranded DNA helicase activity; single-stranded DNA binding; 3'-5' DNA helicase activity. NCBI's taxonomy places the organism in Eukaryota, Metazoa, Mollusca, Cephalopoda, Octopoda, Octopodidae.
AUGUCUGGAUUUGAUGAUCUUGGAGUAUUUUUCAGUGAUAAUUUUGGCUCCGAAGAUCAACAAGAUGGCAAUCAAAUUAACAGACAAGAAAUUAAAAACAAUUUUAAGGCUUUUUUGCGAAAGUUUCAUGAGGGAAAUUUCAGCUACGAAUAUAGAUCCUUCUCUUCUGAAAACUCCUCACUUGGGUCAGAGAAGCUGCAAAGGUUUGAAGAUGCUGCAAAAGAAGUUGCAGAUGAAAUCACCCAGCCGCGUCCUGAAGGAGAAGAAAUUGUCCAAGACAUCCAAGUAACAUUAGCAUCAAAUGCAAAUGCUACAGCUCUGAGGAAUUUAAAGUCUGACCAAAUGGCUCGACUGGUCAAGAUGUCCGGUAUAGUGAUUGCUGCGUCAACCAUUAAAGCCAAAGCUACCAAACUGGCGAUUCAGUGCCGAGGUUGCCGUAAUGUUAUCAACAACAUUUCUGUCAAACCAGGUUUAGAAGGCUACAGUUUGCCUCGGAAAUGCAACACACAACAAGCUGGUGUACCAAAAUGCCCUGUUGAUCCUUAUUUUAUAAUGCCGGACAAAUGUAAAUGUGUUGACUUUCAAAUCUUAAGACUUCAAGAGAAUCCAGAGGAUGUACCUAAUGGUGAGCUGCCUCGACACAUGCAACUCUACUGUGACAGGUAUCUUUGUGAUAAAAUUGUUCCAGGAAAUCGAGUCUCUGUCCUUGGAAUUUUCUCAAUCAAAAAAAUGGGGUAUUCUACAAAAAAGAGUGGCCGGGACAAAGUCAAUGUUGGAAUCCGUGCUCCCUAUUUUCGAGUUCUUGGAAUCAGUGUCGACACUCAAGGAGACAGUAAGACUACUUCAUUGCAAAUUACUCCAGAAGAUGAAGAAGAACUGGUAAACUUAGCAAAUUCUCCAAAUUUGUAUGACAUCAUCGCUAAGAGCAUAGCCCCGUCCAUCUGGGGUAGUCUGGAUGUGAAAAAGGCCAUUGCAUGCCUUUUGUUUGGUGGAUCACGUAAACGACUUCCCGAUGGCUUGACUCGCAGAGGAGAUGUUAAUUUACUGAUGCUUGGAGAUCCAGGAACUGCUAAAAGUCAGCUGCUGAAAUUUGUUGAGCAAGUCUCUCCAAUUGGUGUCUACACGUCUGGCAAGGGCAGCAGUGCUGCAGGAUUAACUGCUUCGGUCAUCAGAGAUCCACAGUCUCGUGGAUUCAUAAUGGAAGGCGGAGCAAUGGUUCUGGCUGAUGGUGGAGUUGUUUGUAUUGAUGAGUUUGAUAAAAUGAGGGAAGAUGACAGAGUUGCCAUUCAUGAAGCCAUGGAACAACAGACUAUUUCUAUUGCCAAGGCUGGGAUUACAACUACAUUGAAUUCUCGAUGUUCUGUGCUGGCUGCAGCCAACAGUGUGUUUGGUCGAUGGGACGAUACGAAGGGAGAGGAAAACAUUGAUUUUAUGCCAACCAUUUUGUCAAGGUUUGACAUGAUCUUCAUAAUUAAGGAUGAACAUGAUGAAAAUCGUGAUGUUAUUUUGGCCAAACAUGUGAUGAACGUCCAUCUAAAUUCCCUUCAACAAAAAGAGAAACAGGAAGGAGAGCUCAGCAUUGAAACCCUCAAGAAAUAUAUUGCUUAUUGCAGAUUAAAAUGUGGCCCGAGAAUAUCUGUAUCAGCAGCCGAGAAACUGCGAGGACGAUACGUUCUUCUGCGGAAUGGUGCCAGUGAAUAUGAACGAGAAACUGGAAAGAAAAUAAGCAUUCCAAUUACCGUUAGGCAACUGGAAGCUAUUGUAAGAAUCUCAGAAUCGCUGGCCAAGAUGCGUUUGGAACCGUUUGCUACAGAUUCUGAUGUCGAUGAAGCUCUGCGUUUGUUCCAAGUUUCCACACUCGAUGCUGCCAUGUCUGGCCAUCUUGCAGGUGUUGAAGGCUUUUCCACAGAAGCUGACCAAGAACUUCUCUCACGAAUUGAGAAACAAAUGAAACGUAGAUUUGUCAUUGGAUCUCAAGUCUCUGAGUAUGCCAUUGUCCAAGAUUUCCUCAGACAGAACUAUCCUGAGAAUGCCAUUUACAAAGUUCUUGGAUUUAUGUUGCGCCGUGGAGAAAUUCAGCACAGAAUGCAGAGAAAGAUGCUUUAUCGCAUCAAAUAAUUCUUUGCCACAAACUGAAGGUUGUAGACAGAGGACAAAUAUCCUAAUAAAUCUUUUUUUUUUAUAAAAUUGUAUUGUUAUUCCCCAAAAAUAUUUUGUAUAUUUGUAAAGCUAAAUUUAAUAAUUGUGUCUUAAUAAAGUCUCUUUAUUUGAUUUCCAA